AUGUUACAGGGACGAGGAGACGUUUCAUAUCAAUUUGUCAAGACAUAUUAUCUCCUAUACAGCAUGGAUGGCAUCAUGUGGGUCAACGUGACGUCACCAAACCAACAACCACAGUUGUUCAUCGGAAACAAUGACACGAACACUGUGGUAAAGUCCAGCCUCGUUCCCAGCAUCACUACCGUUUAUCUCCGAAUUAAUCCAAGAAGCUACAAUCAUCACAUAAGUCUCCGUUUUGACGUCAGCGGCUGCUACAUAGUCAAAGAAACAAAGGGUCGUUCUGAAUUUUACAGAGUGCCACUGUUGCCAUCUCAAGAUUAUACACAACAUGUUCUGUUUGAGACACUGUCAAGUUCCCUCCCAGAGUGCGAUCAGCAAUGUCACAAGGACAAGGAGUGUGGUUUCUUUAGUUUUGACAUGAACCAGGGAAAUUGCCGUGGAUUUGUGUCAACACCCACCACAUACUCGGCGUUCUCUACUGGACUGACACCAUCUUUUGUGAAAAGAGGAUUAUUCACGUCACUUGGCUACCGUCAAAUCAAGAACGAGAGCCUUAUCUACAGAGUGAACGGAGUCAGCCUGAAUCAGACAAGUGCCUCCAAUGUGUGUAUCCAACAACACUCACAGCUACUCAAGAUCGCCUUCGAGUCGGAAAUGUUGAGUCUGCAGACCAUCGUCGCUGGAAAUACAAUACUGG
Messenger RNA from Ylistrum balloti, 694 nucleotides. RefSeq lists its product as uncharacterized. The record is from RefSeq and is a predicted model, not a curated record. NCBI's taxonomy places the organism in Eukaryota, Metazoa, Mollusca, Bivalvia, Pectinida, Pectinidae. The annotation marks the transcript as partial. The transcript has 4 exons.